AUGCUGACGUCUCUUCCGUUAGGCAAGAUGGCGUCUCAGCAGCAGCCGGUUGGGCCGAUGUCUCAGCAAGGAUUGCAGCAGGCUGCUUCACUUCAACAGCAACAACAACAACAGCUCAGUCAACAGCAGGACUUUGACCCAGUUCAUAGAUUUAAGAUGCUCAUCCCGCAGCUGAAGGAGAGUUUGCAGAAUGUGAUGAAGAUUGCAUCCCUGAAUUUGGCACAUAAUACUUCAAUUGAUAACGGCAUUAAAAGCAGCGACACGUCAGUUCAGCGCUUCGACAAAAGUUUAGAAGAAUUUUACGCCCUUUGUGAUCAGUUGGAGCUGUGCUUGCGUUUGGCGUAUGAAUGCCUCUCACAGAGCAUCGACAGUGCCAAACAUUCCCCUAACCUGGUUCCCACAGCCACCAAACCAGACACAGUGCAGACAGAAUCCAUGUCUUAUGCCCAGUACCUUGGCAUGAUCAAGUCUCAGAUCUCAUGUGCCAAAGAUAUCCACAACGCUUUGCUGGAGUGUUCCAAGAAGAUUGCUGGAAAGGCACAGCCUCAGGGAAUCAUGUAG
This is a messenger RNA of Menidia menidia (Atlantic silverside), 561 nucleotides long. The record is from the annotation of a GenBank genome assembly. Lineage: Eukaryota; Metazoa; Chordata; Actinopteri; Atheriniformes; Atherinopsidae.